AUGGCGAGUACAUUUCAAGAAUCCAGCAGCUUUGACGACCACUUCCUGACGUGUCCAGUCUGCGUGCUGCACUACGGAACCCACAAUGUCAAUGUCCCCAAAGCUUUGGAAGGGGCGGGGCCAAGUUUUCGGCAGUACCAAGCCUCUGAAGCUGUGCGGGGCCAAACCUUCUGUCCAAAUCAUGGAAACCGAGAAACUUUCUACAAUCAGCCUCGAGGUGACGAGCAGGGCCCAGCAGAAUUCGCUUCUGUCGCUGAAAGCCAGAAGCAAGUUCUACACGAGUUGUUAGGGAAGUUAGAACCCCGAGCGAGAGAGGUGGACUUCGCGCUCAACGACGUCAAGAUGGAAAUGUCCCAAAUGCCAGCAUUUUCCAACACAGCGAUUGAGCAGGCUAAAGCCUAUUUUGAUCACCUCAUCGCCUUGCUUCAAAAGAGAAAAGAGGAAACCGUCAAAAAGAUAGUUUCAGUCCACCAGGAAGUUGGUGGAUCAUUGCAAGCGCAGAAAGAAAAGAUGGAGUCUGAAUCAGCAGGGUUGGCGAGUGCAGCUGAAUUCUGUAAACAAGUACUGGAACACGGCAGUGAAGUGGAAGAACGUGACCUAGAGAGGAUUUCAGAGAGGGUGGAGGCGCUAUUCGCAACACCAACCGACCUAACAUCGAAACCAAGUCAAGUCAUGUUACUGAAGAGGAAGUCAGUGGAAGAUUUCGGUGUUGACGUCAGCAGGGCAGUUUCGCCCCAAGUACAAGUCAGAGAAAAGGUGGACGCGUCUAAGUGUGCAGUUGACAUAGAGAUUCAGCCUGCCGUUACAGAGUUUUCAAGAGCCUCCCUACUCACCACAGUUGACAGAUACGGGCGUCCGUGUGUUGUCCCUGUAAAGAACAUCACAGCUAUCCUAAUGAACCCCUCAGGCGAGAGGGUACCAACUCAGGUGAAGGAGAAGGGUAUGGGAGUGUGGGAGAUUUCCUACACACCUGAGAUCACGGGCAAGCACCGGUUACAAGUGGAGGUGAACGGGCGGCCUGUGGCGGGAAGUCCGUUCGAUGUCAAUGUGGAAAGCAGUCACACCCCUGUCUUCACUGUCGGACACUAUACUGAGGUGAAAGACCUUCCCCAUCCUACAGAUGUAGCCAUGGAUAUGCAAGGCAACAUCGCAGUGGUAGAGGAAGGAAACAAGAGGGCUGACGGGAGUCUGGUCCGGGAGAUCGGCAAGGGCUACUUACGGUACCCCUGGUUCACGGCAGUGGACGAGCCACGUGGUCUGGUCUACGUCACCGACCAUCAUGCCCUGGAUGAUAAUAAUAACGUGUUGGUGUUUGACCUCAAGGGAAAAUUUCAGUUCGGCUUCGGUAAGAAAGGAGGGAAGGGGGGAGAGUUCCAAAAUCCAUCGGGGAUAGCGCUAGACCGGGCGGGGAAUGUCCUGGUGGUGAGCCGCCUGGACGGGCGCCUGCAGGUGUUCACUCCCGACGGGAGGUACGUCAAAACGGCGGUCAAAAUCAGAGGAGGCUAUCCCAUGGGGAUCGCCCUGACUCCGGAUGGCUACGUAGCUGUGGCCUGCUGCUGGGGAAAUCAGACCGAGUUUUACAAGUACAACUGA
Branchiostoma floridae (Florida lancelet) is the source of this 1593-nucleotide messenger RNA. RefSeq names its product tripartite motif-containing protein 3-like. The coding region runs from base 1 to 1593 and encodes 530 amino acids. The record is from RefSeq and is a predicted model, not a curated record. Lineage: Eukaryota; Metazoa; Chordata; Leptocardii; Amphioxiformes; Branchiostomatidae. Gene Ontology annotation, molecular function: protein binding; translation repressor activity; ubiquitin protein ligase activity. The transcript is spliced from 2 exons. Gene Ontology annotation, biological process: protein polyubiquitination; negative regulation of translation; proteasome-mediated ubiquitin-dependent protein catabolic process.